Mixia osmundae IAM 14324 is the source of this 1225-nucleotide messenger RNA. RefSeq lists its product as uncharacterized. The record is from RefSeq and is a predicted model, not a curated record. The transcript has 5 exons. Lineage: Eukaryota; Fungi; Basidiomycota; Mixiomycetes; Mixiales; Mixiaceae. Bases 151 to 1200 code for a protein of 349 amino acids.
AAAUUCGGCGGCGUCAAGCUUUCAUAUGUGCCGCUUCAAUAGCUCUCAGGGGGGCUACGUGAAUGCGCUUCGCGUUCAAGCUAUACGCCAUAAUGUCGCUGCACGAUUUGCUCCUCUCCCUCAGAGAGCGAUAGCAACGCACCGUUCAGCAUGACAGACUGGUUUACGCUAGAUCUGCCUCAGAUGCCCAUGCACAACAUCAUCGCCACCACCAGUCCACAGAUCAUACCGAGCUGGGCGCCCACCAUGCAAGGCAGAAUGCCCCUCGCGCCCUUGAGGCAGCAAGAUGGCAAUGCUCGACAAACGAGCGGCUUCAUUGACCUCAAGAGUCUCGCUGCACCGCUCGAGCUACGGACAAGCUCGAAAGAUUCAAUCGCGACCUCUCAGGAAGACAGCGACGAAGAUGACGAUGAAGAGUCAAUGGAGCGUGCUGCCGAUUAUACGUAUGAACUCGUUGUCGAUCGUCGACCGCUCUCACCGCCCAUCAUUGCACAGCUUAUUGUACGCGACGGCCAAGGACAGCUUGUCGAUCCGAGCUCCAUGGAUCUCUCCUUCCUCAUCGUCUCUGUUGACCUUUGGUCAGGCGACGGAUCUCGUGACGAGAACCUCGUGCUCCACCCUUCAUACAGUCCAACGCUGGUCGUUCCGACGACACCGACACAUUAUCAGCCUUCCUCGCCGGGCUCGUCCUUCACAGACAUUUGGCCCCCCUCGCCCCGUCACAGUGGACCCAGUCAGGCUUCACCUCAUCAGCUCGCGACAGAUGGCGUCAUGACCAGCUACUUUCACCGCACUCCCUCCCCCGUCAUCCGGCCCGCAGAGCUGCUGCCAUUCGAGCGCGGGCCGGGCGAAGUCGUCUCCAUUCGCAACCUAAUGGGCUCUCUCCAAGCCAAUGCCAACCUGCUCAAAGAUCUCUCAGACCGCAACGGCAUCUUCUUCGCCUUUCCUGACUUGUCAAUCCGCGCAGAGGGAACCUACCGAGUCAGGAUGAUCCUCAUGUCGCUCGGACAGAGGGGACAGCGACACUUAUUCCCCCAACCGCUGCUCGCCCAGACUUUCACAGACCCGUUCAGUGUUUUCCCACCGAAACGGUUCAGAGGGAUGCUUGAUCCUACAGAGCUGUCCGAGAGCUUCGCAAAGCAGGGAGUAAAGCUUGCCAAUCGUCGUGCACCUGGUAACGGCAAGCGACCCAGACUGUGAUGUGUAUCUGCUGUUUUGCUCGGGG